Molecule: messenger RNA, 611 nt
Organism: Lingula anatina
Lineage: Eukaryota; Metazoa; Brachiopoda; Lingulata; Lingulida; Lingulidae
Product: small ribosomal subunit protein uS9
Biological process (GO): translation; maturation of SSU-rRNA from tricistronic rRNA transcript (SSU-rRNA, 5.8S rRNA, LSU-rRNA)
Cellular component (GO): ribosome; cytosolic small ribosomal subunit
Molecular function (GO): RNA binding; structural constituent of ribosome
Source: RefSeq, a predicted model, not a curated record
AUUUGAGAGUAAAAUACUUUGAUUCCACUCAGGACAACCCUGUUAACUUCCUCUUUUAAGCACUGUGGAGGCCAUUGCCACACUCAAAUAGGAUGGCCACUAAACCCCAAAUACAAUCGGUGCAAGUAUUCGGGCGUAAGAAAACUGCCACAGCAGUUGCCCACUGUAAGCGUGGUGUUGGUUUGAUCAAGGUGAAUGGCAAGCCACUGGAUCUGGUAGAACCUGUGACACUGAGAUACAAGCUCCAGGAACCAGUUCUACUUCUUGGUAAAGACAGAUUUUCUGGUGUUGACAUCAGAGUCCGUGUUAAAGGAGGUGGGCAUGUAGCACAAGUUUAUGCUAUCCGCCAAGCCAUUUCAAAGUCCCUUGUGGCUUACUAUCAGAAAUAUGUUGACGAGGCCUCAAAGAAGGAAAUAAAGGACAUUCUAGCACAGUAUGACAAGUCCCUGCUAGUUGCUGAUCCUCGUCGUUGUGAACCCAAGAAAUUUGGUGGUCCAGGAGCUCGUGCACGUUACCAGAAAUCUUACCGUUAAGAACUGUCGUAUCAAAUAUGAACAUGGACUAUGUUUAAAAGAAACUAAAAAUGGAAAUAAAGUGAAAAAAAUACUAAA